AUAACCCAUUUAUUAAAAUUUUGCAGUUCAUUUGAAAAUUGGGGAUUUGUGAAAAACAGUUGAAAUAAGAGAUUUAUAUUUCAAGUCGAAAUGGAUUUCCUGAACGACACCUAUGACAUCCAGACAACUUCUCCGCCACGAGUUUGGGAGGAUAAAUUUCCCCUCGUCGCUUCUACAUUAUUCAGCAUGGAAGUAGUUACCAACACCAUUUCGGCUUUUGGUUGCGUAGGAAACAUUUUCAUCAUGAUAAUUGUAUCUCACUGGGAUAAGCUGACUUCAGGGGGCGCUUGCAUGUUCAGUUUGGCUCUCGCCGACUUUCUUUCCGUCUUCUACGACGCUUUCAUCGACAGCCUCCCCAAACUUAUCGGCUAUGGACUUGUGUCGGCAAAUAGCCCCAUCUGCGCAAUUUCCACCAUGAUUUCUUGGGUCACAAGCUACUCUUCAUUUUAUAUAACUGUACUCUUUAGUUUGGAUAAAUGCAUUGCUGUCGUUUUUCCAUUCAAAUAUAAACAAUACGCAAAACCAAAACUUAUUGUGUUUGCAACCUUGUUGAUUUAUUUCUGCGAAACUGUUUACGCUCUUCCUGUGCUUUUUGUGGUAAGAUUACACGAGGUCGCAGACUUUUGUUACCCGGUGAGCUUCAAAUAUAUAAGUCGAAGUUAUUACGUAGACUUCAAACCAAGGUUGACAACAGUCUUGAAUGGAUUUGUACCUGUAUGCUUGGUGUUAAUUCUGACGACAAUUACGAUCAUCAAAAUCCGAAGGUCCAGUGCGAACGUGAAAAGUGAGAGGUCGCGGACUUCCGUUUCGCGACGGGACAACGAAAUCACUCGGCAGAUGAUCGUGGUCGGAAUCUUCUUCGGCUUUUUCAACAUGAUAGCAUCUCUUUGUAUCAGGUUUCUAUUCAGGAGACGAAUUCGAAGUCUGAAAGACCAGGCGAAGUAUCAGUUCGUGCAAGGUGUCAUUUCAAUAUGCAUUGCGCUGAUCAACUCGGCGAAUUUCUACUUGUACAUGAUCUUCGGCAAAACCUUCCGGGCUAAUUUCGUAUCUUUCGUCAAACGGCAAAAAGAAGACUUCCUGGCAAAAGACACACGAACAAAUCAUGCAAUGACGGAGAGAAACAAAAAUGCAGAAGAGAAGAACUAACUAAUUGGUUAAUUAACUAAUUAAUUUUAUUAAGCAUGUACCCUUGAACGUCAUUUUUUGUGCUAGUUUCAGCCUUUGCUAUAAUGUUUAUUUAAUA
This is a messenger RNA of Symsagittifera roscoffensis, 1243 nucleotides long. Its product is annotated as FMRFamide receptor-like. Gene Ontology annotation, cellular component: plasma membrane. Lineage: Eukaryota; Metazoa; Xenacoelomorpha; Acoela; Convolutidae. The transcript has 3 exons. The coding region runs from base 91 to 1146 and encodes 351 amino acids. Gene Ontology annotation, molecular function: G protein-coupled receptor activity. Gene Ontology annotation, biological process: G protein-coupled receptor signaling pathway. The record is from RefSeq and is a predicted model, not a curated record.